GGCCCAGUAAAAUCAAAGAACAGACUCGUCAGUCGUCGUCAAUCCGCAAUCUUAUUCUGUUCAUAAUUUUAUAAUUUUUCGGUAGUUUUUCGUAAUUUGCGGAAGUAAAUGUUUGGAUAUUAGUAAAACGUCUUAUAAACAACCAAUAGUUUCAAGUUUGAUCUAGGGGAGAGGAGAGCAGUUUUUUUCGUAAAUCAAAUCAGUGAAAUAUUAAAUAAGUGGAAAAUUUAUACUCGAAGUUCGAUAGCUGUAAAACAGUCGUGGGGACGGAAGUUAGGACGGCGCAAAGUGAAAAGGGGAAGUGACUGUUAUCACUUUAAGGUCAAGGAAUGACGUCCUCUGAAGAUGUCCUGCUGGAGAUGACAAAUGUAAAACACAAAAAGGACGACGGUCGUCUAUACCUAAUGUCUGAACGACUAGCGUGGAUUCAAGGGAAUCGAGACGUCGUUACAGUAUCACACAAAUAUGCGGAUAUCAAGUCGCAGAAAAUUAGUCCGGAAGGAAAACCCAAGAUACAGCUGCAAGUUGUGCUACAUGAUAAUACGACCUACACUUUCCACUUUGUAAACCCGGAAGGACAACCGGCUCAAUUUCGGGAUAGGGACCAAGUUAAAGAAUUAUUACUUCAGCUGCUGCCAAAGUUUAAGAGAAAGGUGAAUCAAGAAUUGGAGGAGAAAAAUAGGCUGUUGACUGAAAAUCCGCGAUUAUUAAGGCUUUACAAGGACUUGGUUAUGGAUGACAUAAUCACUGCUGAUGAGUUCUGGGUGAGUCAUGCUCCAGAGUUCCUAGUGGCGAACACUCCGGCAAAAGUUUUUCGCCAAGAUACCGGCGUUUCAUCAGGCUUCCUGUCCGGAAUACACCCCGAAACCGACGGUGCGAACGGUCUCCGCUACAACUUAACCUUGGACGUGAUAGAAUCAAUUUUUAAAACAUAUCCUGCUGUUCGGAAGAAACAUGUUCAAUGCGUCCCUGCCGAAAUGACCGAGAGUGCUUUCUGGACAAAGUUUUUCCAAUCGCAUUACUUUCACCGUGACAGACUUCCGGUGUUGAAAGACCUCUUUUCCGACUGUGCUAAGGCUGACGAUAAAGAGAUGCGAAAAGAGUUGGACAAGGUUAAGUUGUCCCAUAUCGAUAUGAUGGCGACGCUCGAAGAGACCGAAUCUGUGACCGGGGACGGUUUCCUGAAGGACACUGAGGCACAAGUUAACGACUCGAAGGAUAAGGAUGCUGUCACUCCGCAAGGAAUUUAUCGAAACAUGAUUAAGAGAUUUAACCAUCAUUCCAUCAUGGUGCUAAAGGCGUGCGAUCGACCAGAAAAUCAAACCAUAACCAACUUGCCACCACCAAAUCCAGCAGCUAACGGUAAUAAUGGUAGUAACAAUAAUCCCCCUCCCUCAACAGUACAACCCCCACAGCAGCAAGACAAUAAUAAUGAUACUCAACAACCCUUAACUAAGAAAAAGAAGAAGAAAAGAGAUCGUGACAAGGAGAAAGAAGAGCUUUUAGAAAAUGGCGAUGCUGAGCUUUACGCUAUUCCUCCAGAAGCUAAGAAGGCGAAAAUUGCGGAAAAAAUGAUCUACGAAGAUUUAGCUAAUGACGGACAUUCAUCUUACACAAAACUAAACUUGACUCGAAUUGAUCGCUAUUUAAACGGACCGAUCCCAGACUUUAAGACGGAUGUCGUAUCAGUCGACCAAAUCAAACAGACUGCUCUCAUGAUGAGAGACCACACCAAAAAGUGGAGCAACUGUCCCAGAUUAUUAGACUCGGUUACUGCGGUUAAAAUUCUGGGAGAGUUGCGUCCCGGGGGAGCUUUAAUGAAGGGACAUAGACCGGACGAUACAGCCCAUACUCUUCCGCCUGAAGUGGACGUUGAAAUUAGAAGCAUGUACACCUCUCUGUCGGAAUUACUUCGUCAUUUCUGGUCCUGUUUCCCUCCCACGACCCAAGCUCUUGAAGAUAAAUUGCAAAAGAUGCAAGAUACGUUGCAAAAGUUUAAAGCUGUGAAAAUGCAACAGUUAAACGACCGUAUGUUACGAGAUCAUCUUUCCGCACAACAAUUAUUGUCUCACGCUACGUCGAUGAUAGCAACUGCUGAAACUAAAUACAGUCAAUGGCUUCAACGCACAAGAAGAUAAAAUUGGUAGCUUUCGUAAAUAGCCUUUAAUUUAAAAACUGCGUUUUUUACGGUUCAACUACACACAGUAUUCAGUAGUCACUCACUUAUAGUAGUGUAUAGACUAUAGAUAUGUUUAUGUAGUUGUAUCGACUGAAAUCUAUCCUUCGAAACAUGUUCAAAAUUUUUAUUACAAUUUUUACGAACCAUAAAAUUAUUAAUUUAUUGACCAAACAUUCAUCCAUUCGGUCUGUUCAUUAUAAGCAAAUUCCGUUUUAUAAAAUACACAUCAUUUUAUACAUAUGAGGAAAAUAAGUGUGAUCAUUUGAUGUAAUAAUUAAUUAUUUACAAGGGAAUUAAAUGACAAUUAAAAAUCUCAUGAAAAAGAGAAAUUCCAUUUUGAAACUAA
Molecule: messenger RNA, 2525 nt
Organism: Folsomia candida
Lineage: Eukaryota; Metazoa; Arthropoda; Collembola; Entomobryomorpha; Isotomidae
Gene: Tfb1
Product: general transcription factor IIH subunit 1
Exons: 6
Coding region: 330-2138 (602 amino acids)
Biological process (GO): transcription by RNA polymerase I; transcription by RNA polymerase II; nucleotide-excision repair
Cellular component (GO): transcription factor TFIIH holo complex; transcription factor TFIIH core complex
Source: RefSeq, a predicted model, not a curated record